Molecule: messenger RNA, 2328 nt
Organism: Seminavis robusta
Lineage: Eukaryota; Bacillariophyta; Bacillariophyceae; Naviculales; Naviculaceae
Source: the annotation of a GenBank genome assembly
AUGGAGAGCCGUUGGAAGGUUGUUGGAAUGAGAAUUCGUCGACGGCGAGACGGUUUUGUGGGUUCAGAUCGUUCUGAUGAUUCGAGACAGCGUCGUCAUGAAGUUGAGAAAUGCACAAGACAGAGACGAAGAAGAAGAAGAAGACAUUGUCCAGUGACAGCGGCUGUUGCCGUGUUGGCCAUUGUGGGAGUCGCCUUGGCCUCGGGCGACUCAGACGCCACUCCUCCUGAGGAUUCCAAGAAUACGGAUGCGAUUGAUUCGUCGUCGUCUUUGCACCAAGAAGACGAAGAGACUCUGUCUUUUCUAUUGGACACUACUAGUACUACUACUACUACAACUACAAUCUCCAAAAAGAAGGAACUUCCCUUGCAUGCUCGCACCAUGGAAGAAGAACUCCAACUGCAUGCCGAGCAGCAACACAAUUCCAACGAACGCCUUCAAAGGGAACGAAUCUUCAAUCAGAAAGAACAAGAAGACUAUCUACAAUUCAUGGAAUGGUGUCAAAAUGUUCUCGGAAUUCAAACCAGUCUGGAAAUACACACAUUCUACUACUACGAUUACAUGACUGCCAUCAUGACGAAUCCUACCACGGACGAAGACGAAAAUGGCAAUGAGAAUGAUGAUGAUGACGACAAUUUUGACUCUACUAGAGAUACCACGGCAUCAUCAUCAACAACAUCCAAGAGUAAUCCACAACCGGAAUGGAUCGAUCCUCCCAUGAUCCCCGUCAGAGGACUAAGAGCCACACGAAACAUUACACAGGGAGAAAUCAUCAUUUCCAUUCCAUUUCAAGCACUGCUCACCGUUUCCACCUCCAUUGAUCAGGAUCCCGUACUCGGGCGAGUCAUGGGACCCAAGGCACGAAAAACGUUUGGAUGGACACUCGAACAAGACAAUACUGGCAAUACCAACCUUGAGGAAGAUUCUACUACGGAUACACCACAAGACACGGUUGACUUUUUUGAACUACCUCUACUCGCCAUGGCGUUACUGCAUCAUUACAAACUAGGAACGUCCAGUCCACUCUAUCCCUACAUUCACAUGCUCCAAAAAUCACACGUCGAAUCCAUGCCCUUUUUAUGGGACAAACCAAAACGAAAAAAGCAAUACGCCCAACAUCAUCCUUCUUCACGCACUACUACUACUAGUCGUACCAAAAAGGGAAUUCAAACAGUCGCACGAUCUAUACGACGCGAAAUGAAAGACAUGUAUCAUGCCGUGGUCGAUACACUCGUACUCCAUCAUCCAGAAUUGUUUGGGCGACCCAACCAUAACAACAACACUAAUCUUCACAACAACAACAAACACCAACACCACCAACAGUACGAUGUUCUCGAUGACAAUGAAUGGGCAUUCUCCUUUGAAAACUUUCAGUGGGCAUUUGCCAUGGUCAAUUCGAGACAUUGGCUAUUGCCCAUUUCCGACUUGGAGGACGAUGACAAUGACAAUGACAAUGACAAUGACACACCAGCAGCCCCGUCUCCCAUGAUGAUGCAACCACAGGGAAGUGUUGAUGGAGUCCCACCCGCCGAAAUGCCCACCGAUGCAUGGGUGGUAGCACAACGGGAACUAGACGAAAACACGACCACGACCACCAUGGCACAGCCACAACCGCCACCAUCCAAACCCAAAACGUCGUAUCAUUCCUUUCUCGCGCCGGUCGCAGACCUGCUCAAUUUUGGACCGCCCUGUACGCGAGGGCGGUACAACCAAGAAACAAAAACGUUUGAUGUCAUUGCCUCCUGCGACUUUAUACCGGGACAAGAAGUCACAUUCUGGUACAGUGACGAAUGCGAAGAAAUCAUCAUUGGCAACUACGGAUUCACACAUCCCAUGGUGCCCAAGUGCCCCAUGCCAGAAGACUAUCAACAAGCGCGCGACAAGUGGAAACAACGCGCUACCAAUCUGCAACGGGCAUUGGAGGAUGCCUACGAAGAUAUGGAUGUCAUGGAUACAGAAUUGCAACAUGUGCAACAAGUCCUGGCGGAUUGCGACUGUUGUGACAGGCAACAACCGCAAUAUGCACCGCCACAGGAAGCCAAGCUUCCGAAACAACGACAGGGGCUGGACGACGAAAGUCUAAUACAAGGGAACUAUUUGCGUAAUCAAGAUCCAUCACCCAGCCAAAUCCGAGGAGGGGGCAGUGGAGGCAAUAAUCAGAUGGAACGACGGAGUGACAAACUAACAAAUGCGCGUCCUCGAAGCAGCCCUGAUGGGAGUGGUCGAAGAGGCGGUCAUCAUCAUCAGAGUGGAGCUCGAGGUCGUACUGAUGAUGACGUCGAGCGGCAUGGAGUAAGACGCAUGUGGGCGGGGAGGAGUGGCUUGUGA